Messenger RNA from Psylliodes chrysocephalus, 5061 nucleotides. NCBI's taxonomy places the organism in Eukaryota, Metazoa, Arthropoda, Insecta, Coleoptera, Chrysomelidae. The record is from the annotation of a GenBank genome assembly.
GUUGUUAUCAUGUCAGUGUCACAUGUCAUAAUUGUCAUAUUCUUAUUCGAAUGUUUUUGACAUUUAUUGGAAAUAUGGAAAUUGCAAGAGAUUUUUAAUAACAUUACCCAGUAUUAAUAUUAUGCUAAAUUUAUCAAGAUCAAAAUGAAUGCAGAAAUUGAAGAAAAUAUUCGUAAAAAAAUCCCUUGGCCUCAACUGCCUUCACAUAUCAAGCAGAUUUUAAGCAAUUCCCCCAAAGAAUACGAUAGGUGCGUUGUGAACUUCAGUAUAAAAAAUCAGUUAAGAUACCGUGGAAAUUUGGUAAGGCACAUCUUUAGAGAUGAGAAACGAUAUUAUGAAAGAAUCGUUGCUUACAGCAGAGAAAGGCUUAUGCUAUUCCCUUAUCACCUAGCUGAUAUGAUAGUAAAAGGACUUCGAAUAACACCUUUUAACUAUUACAUUUCUGUAGUAGAAAGGUUGAUUCAGGCUGAGAAGAGUUAUGACACUUUGCCAAAUUUUACUGCUGCUGACUGUUUAAGAUUGUUGGGAAUAGGAAGAAAUGAAUAUAUAGAAUUAAUGAAUAAGUCUAGAUCAAAUAAGGGAAAGUUGUUUGGAAGAAAAAAUGUACGAGUACUUCUGCCCAUGGUACCUUGUGAUAUAUACAUGCAACCAUGGUGGAGAGUUGAGGUUGGACUAGUUCUUGAAGAUGAUAUAAAAAUGGUAAAUGAAGAAGAAUUAUCCAUUAUUGACAAAUUAAUAGACCUAGGAUCUCAAAACGCUGGAAAUUUACCUUAUUCUAUUGUGAUCAGUCUAUACAAGAAAGGUUUAAUAUACUUGGAUGUACCAAUUACUGCAGCAGAUAUGGUCCAAGUACCACCCUUGCAAGGCUUUGUUAUGAAUCGAAUACUAGGAGACUAUUUUGAAACUCUUUUAUACAAAAUAUUUGUUUCUAUAGAUGAGCAUACUACAGUGGGAGAGCUUGCCGGUGUAUUACAAGUAGACACAGAAUUAGUUAAACAGGCUGUAUCUUUGUACUGCCGUUUGAAAUUUGCCCACAAGUUAAAUUUUGAUCCAGAACAAGAAAAAAUUCAAUGGCAUUCCUCGUGGUUAAAUAUUCCAUCACAAGAUCCAAGAAACGUGGAUAUAACUCCUUUAACCCUUAAUUUAAGUACCAAUCCUUUAAAUACCUCUUCAGACAUCCAGUCUCCUCAAUCUGAGCUUCCAGACAGCCCUGCCAGCAGUACUCUUCAAAGAAGAGGUCAGAGAGUUGCAUUUUUAUUCGAUUCUACCCUUACUGCUUACCUUAUGAUGGGAAAUCUCUCACCGGGGUUGAAAAAACAUGCAGUUACUAUGUUUGAAGUUGGAAAACUCUGCGACGAGAGUUUAGAUAGUUUUAUGACAGAGUUGGAAAAAGUAUCAGUGCUGGAUGCUGAAGGAGAAGGUGAAGCUAGAAGAUUUUUUGACCAUGCAGUCAUAUUGCGAUCUACUGUAAUGGCAUUAAGAAAACUUCCUAGUGCAGGCUUAGAUUUAGUUAGAUUAGAAAGCUUACAUUCCUUAGAUGAAGCUACUUGUUUAAGACUUUUGCAAAAAAAAUACAAGUUACUGGUGUCAAUGGCCCCUCUUAGUAGAGAAGUUAGGCCAGUAACUAGUCUUCUACCUCCUCAUCUGGGACCAGCUGUACCUGAAGUGAACACAUUAUGGUUUAAACUAUUUUUAUACCACGUGACUGGUUACGGACCACCAUCUUUACUUCUUGUAAAGGGGACAACUGUAAAUCAAUUACCACGUAUAUUUCUCGGAUUUACUCGCCUUUUAGUCCAUUCAUGGCUUCACGAACCUGCCGUUAUACCCAUUGCUAAUAUCCUUUAUGUUAAUGCAACACUCCAGUUUUCUCCCGUCCUAAUUCAGGCCUACGGGGUUCACCAACCCGCCCAAACUCAUAUUAUUCCAUUUCCUUUUAAACCAAUCACCCCCUCGAAAGUCAAAGAUAAUAGGCUCAAAGAGCAGCCAACAGAUGUGAGCUUUAGAGAACAUAGAGCUGUUAAAUAUUUGCAAGAAAUUGUUGAUUUGGAACAUAAUUGUGGUUACUUGACAUUUGGAAACAUUGGGGUACUCGAUUUCGGGUGCCCGAAUCGGGAGAUGCAAGUUAGGUUAGGGAGAAAUAACAGAACUGCAGGAACCGGCUUUGUUAAACCAGGUAAGGCAAAAACAGAAAACAACAAUCAGACUGAACCUUUAACAAUCACAAAUGAAAACUUCACUUUUCAACAAUCGACUCCAGAAAAAAGUAAUAAUUUAGAUACUAAACUACAAUCCCCUCUCGAAAGUCAUUUUGCGGUGACCCCAGUUUCGAAUAACAGCCAAUCAUCAUCACCAGCAAACGGAUUUACCAGCCAAGAGGGUUCAAAUUUGUUGCAGGAGGAGCUAGAUCAUUUGGUAAUAAGUGAGGAAGUUAAAGAAAAUAUGAAUUUAGAAUUAACCUUAAAAAGCAGCAUUUCAAUAGACGGUUUGGUCAGUCCUUUGGAUGAAAACAUCAGUAUGUUUGUAAGAGAUAAGCCAUCAGAAAUAAUACAAAAUGAUGCUAACGAACCCAAAAAGAUAGAAGAAGAAAGUGAAACUGAGCAAAAUCCAGCUGAGGUGUGGACCUUGUUAGAUUGUCACUUUGGUAUACCGUUAUUUGACGUCAAUGCUAAUACCAAAAUCUGUGAUACUCUUGUCUAUGGAGGCCUCGUUGAAGCCAAUAGUUUCGAACACUUGGUGGAAUCUAGUCGAAAAUUAGGAUCAUCUUUACUGGAUUUUAUUUCACAAUGCCAGUACUACCCUGGCGAACAUAUGGAGAUUCUGAAACGGGGAAGACUCGUCCCUCUUCCGAAACAUAACCUAGUUUUCGAUAAUGGCAGGGUAAGUGAAUGGUCAGGAAAAUAGAGAAAUCAAGUGGAUUUUCAUUUUUCACGCAAUAUGUAGUCAAUAAGAAGUUUAUUAUGUUUUAUGCAGUACAUCUUCUUUUUGUAUAUAUGUAGAAUAAGAAUUUCCAAAAAUAGUUUAUUAGUCCUACCGAAAAACUUCAACUUUAACUCAAUAAUGGAUUGAAAUUACAAUAUAUCACUUUUACUAUAAUACAUACAUUUCGUAAAAUUUUAAAUAUAUCUUCUUUGUUGACCAGUUGAUUUCAUUAAACUGGAUACUUUCAAUUACAAGUAUAAAAAAUGUACACUACAGAUUUGUAGACAUCAUCUAUUAAAAGUUGAUGCUGUAACUGUAUUCAAUAAGUAUUUGGAAAAAAUACAUAGAAUGAACAAGUAGUGUUUAAUCACAUUGGCUGGAUUUUAAAGAUGAAGAUAAAAAGUAAAAAAUUACCAUCCGCUUUUAACAAAGUUCAUUAAAAUUUAUGGGUCCGAUAAACUUUGACAAAGCUUGAAAAAUGUGAUCUGUCUGAACGACAUGAACGUCAAAUUACUGUCUAAUAAAGUUAAGGAAUCAAUAACGAAUGAGAGAUUUAACUGUUUAAGUGUUCUUGCAGCUGGGUGUACAUCUUUUUUUAAAUGUAUGUUAUUUAUAUUUAUGUUAUACAUAUAUCAAUUAUGUAUCAAUUAGAACAAAAUCAUCAUCACUAGUAUUGCAGUACUGUCCAUUAGCAGCGUUAAUCUUGCUGGCGUUUCUGAUUCAUAUUAUGCCAGUAUCGGCACGGUAAAGGUCUUAUGGUUUGAUAGAAUUUCUCCGUACAGGGUAUACCAGACUACUUCAUCCGGGCUAUGUCUCAAAACGAAUAGAGAUAUUUGUUACGAGAGAUUUUCGGGGCUCUAUUGAUAUAAAAUAUUUUGGAUAGCCGGUUAUACCAGAAGUGUUCCAAAACGUCUUUACUAUAAUGAAAUACCUUGUAUAUUUUUACAUCCCUUCCACGAUCUGAUUUCAACGAUGUAUCACACUUAAUGUCUAUCUUGUAUGUAGGGUGUCCCAUAAUAAUAUAAUUAUUCCAGGCUAUAUCUCAUAAAUAAAUAAAUAAACUGCUAUGCCAUUUUUUAAGAAAUUUUAAUAUCCCCUAAAUAUUUUAUUAUUAUUUUUAUUGUUAAGAACAGGCAAGCGACAUAGACGAUGAAGCUGCUUUUUUAGUUAGUGUCAAAAAUUAUUCUAAAUUACUACGACAGUUACUUUUUUUUUUUUUUUAUUUAUUUAUUUAAGAAGAAGAAUAAACAUUUUAUAAUACAAAAUCAAAUAAAUUUACAAUGAGAAAUUAUUCUUAAAAUAUGCACCUAGAUGCAAAAACAUCUGUAUGUGCAGUAGAAAUAGAUUAAAACUACAUAAAAUUAACAAUACCUAUAAACUAAACUUUUGAUGAUUAAAAAGACAUAAAUAUAUAAGACUUUGUAUUUAUAACAAAUUUGAGAGGUAUAAAUAUUUAUCAAAUAUAAAUUUUCUGAUCGCUUUAGAAAAGGUUUUUAUGUUUUUUAUUUGUCUAAUAUUUUCACUUAAAGAGUUGUAUACUUUUGGCCCAAUUGAAGAAAUUAAUCUUUUAUUUCCAUCAUAUUUAAAGAAUGGUACAUUUAGCAUUCUUCUCUUUUGUUUUCGGGUAAUAUAAGAGUGGUUUACAAAAUUUUUAUUUUUCAGUUUGAAAUAGAACAUACAGCUAGAGUGAAAGUAUAGUGAUCUUACGUUUGGAGUGGAUUCAUUGUAUAAGAGGGUUGUUAAAAACAAACGACUUUUAUGAUUUAUUAUCUUUAAGAUAUAAUUAUGAAUGAUACUUAAAGAAUGUAGGGCAUUGUCAUAUAAACCACCCCAUACAAUUAUGCCAUAUCUAAUUAAGGAUUCAAUGAGAGCAAUAUAUAUCAAGUGUAAUAACGUUUUAUUUAGAAUGUUACGAAUUAAAUAAAAUUUAUAUAUAAGUUUUCUUAUUUUGUUUGUUAAGUACUGAACAUGAUCAGUCCAUUUAAGAUUUUUGUUAACUAUUAUUCCCAAAUAUUUGGCAUUUUCCACGUCUUUGAUGAUGAAUUUGGAUUCUUCAAUACAAAUCUGUUUGAAGAUAGGCCUGUUAGCAUCUGUGAGUGAGAAUGCCAUAUAUACUGUUUUCAAUAUAUGUAAAGAUAG